AAGAUGAACGGCACAGAGGGAUCCAACUUCUACAUCCCCAUGUCCAACAGGACGGGGCUGGUCAGGAGUCCUUUCGAAUAUCCCCAGUACUACCUGGCUCCUCCAUGGCAGUUCUACCUUCUUGCCUUUUACAUGUUUUGCUUGAUUUGCUUUGGAUUUCCGAUCAACGGGCUGACACUCGCCGUGACAGCACUUCACAAAAAGCUUCGUCAACCUCUCAAUUUUAUUUUGGUCAACCUGGCCGUGGCUGGCAUGAUCAUGGUCCUCUUCGGCUUCACCAUCACAAUUACUUCGGCUCUUAAUGGAUACUUCGUUUUUGGGGCCAUGGGUUGUGCUAUUGAAGGUUUCAUGGCUACUCUUGGAGGCCAAGUUGCUCUGUGGUCACUGGUCGUGCUAGCUGUUGAGAGGUACAUUGUCGUCUGCAAGCCCAUGGGAAGCUUCAAGUUUGGAACCGCUCACGCUGGAGCUGGAGUGGCAUUUACAUGGGUCAUGGCUAUGAGCUGUGCUGCCCCACCACUCUUCGGCUGGUCCAGGUACAUCCCUGAGGGAAUGCAGUGCUCCUGUGGACCUGAUUACUACACCCUCAGCCCUGAAUACAAUAAUGAGUCCUACGUCAUCUACAUGUUCACAUGCCACUUCUGUGCCCCUGUCUUCAUUAUCUUCUUCACUUAUGGAAGCCUUGUCCUCACAGUGAAAGCGGCGGCAGCUCAGCAGCAGGACUCAGAAUCCACCCAGAAGGCCGAGAGGGAGGUGACACGCAUGUGCGUCCUGAUGGUGCUAGGCUUCCUGGUGGCAUGGACCCCCUAUGCCAGCUUUGCUGCCUGGAUUUUCUUUAACAAGGGAGCAGCUUUUACGGCACAGUCCAUGGCUAUUCCUGCUUUCUUCUCCAAAUCAUCAGCCUUGUUCAAUCCCGUCAUCUAUAUAGGAAUGAAUAAACAGUUCCGUGGGUGCAUGAUGCAGACGGUCUUUGGCAAGACCCCAGAAGAUGAGACAUCAGUGUCAACAAGCAAGACAGAAGUCUCCUCAGUUGGUCCAGCCUAAGUGUCACAUUUGCGCAAACGAAUCUGUGUCUCUGAAUAAGUAUUACAAGGUGAAUCAACAACUUAUCGGUCACUACAAUGGGUCCUGUGGACUGAAUUGUAAUUUGGACUUAAGUCUCACCACCACCAAUUACUUUCUCAAAGUAUCCAUAAGCGACCUUGGGUGUUU
This is a messenger RNA of Engraulis encrasicolus (European anchovy), 1209 nucleotides long. RefSeq names its product green-sensitive opsin-4-like. The transcript is spliced from 5 exons. The record is from RefSeq and is a predicted model, not a curated record. Lineage: Eukaryota; Metazoa; Chordata; Actinopteri; Clupeiformes; Engraulidae. Gene Ontology annotation, cellular component: plasma membrane; photoreceptor outer segment. Bases 4 to 1041 code for a protein of 345 amino acids. Gene Ontology annotation, molecular function: G protein-coupled photoreceptor activity. Gene Ontology annotation, biological process: visual perception; G protein-coupled receptor signaling pathway; phototransduction.